This is a messenger RNA of Schistosoma curassoni, 5197 nucleotides long. Lineage: Eukaryota; Metazoa; Platyhelminthes; Trematoda; Strigeidida; Schistosomatidae. The record is from the annotation of a GenBank genome assembly.
ACUUUAAGGCCGCUCUGUGUGGAUGAAACAUGCUUCAGGCUACAAAUGUUCAUUCUCUUGCUUUGUCCAAAAUAAUUAAACCGGACAAAAAGCCGGUCACUCCAUUAGAAGAAGAAAUUGCUCAAGCCAUCAUAGACUUACAGAUACACGAUGACUGGUCUGAUACAAUGAAACUUUUGUACUUUUGUGAAGCAAAAGAAAUGACUAUAGGUAAAGAAAAGGCAGUCGUUAUAUAUGUACCUGUCCCACAACUACGGACAUACCAGCUUAUACAUAACAGACUCGUAGGCGAACUCGAGAAAAAGCUCCGUGGUCCUCAUGUUGUACUCCUGGCUUUCCGAAGAAUCAUUGCAAAGCCUAAAAGAAAUUGCAAAUUUAAUCCGAAGCAAAAGCGUCCUAGAAGUAGGACCCUAACAGCUGUGCACGAAGCUAUAUUGAAAGAUCUUGUCUACCCAGCUGAAAUAGUAGGAAAACGCACUCAAUUCAAAUGCGAUGGAAGUACAGUAAUCAAAUGCCAUUUGGAUGUUGCGCAGAGAAACUACAUAGAGCAUAAGGUAUGUUUGUGUAUUGUCUAAACUUCGUUCAGCUCAAAACUAUCACUGGAUUAUACAAAAAGUUGACUGGUAAAGAUGUCAUUAUCGAGUUUCCAGAUUGGGUAUUGUGAAAAUAUGUAAUAUAUGUUUGAAUUGGAUUGGUUUGUUUCCAGUUUUUUCACGGUCCUGGCUUAUCUGUAGGGUAGUACUAAUAAUCGGAAGCUAUUAAUCUAAGUAAUAUUUUGAGAUUCUGAUGUGGUCUAUGCUUAUUAACCAGUGAAAUCAUGGGGGCACUGAUCAACUAUUUGUCUAGUUUGCACCGCUUCCUAAUCUUACAAAUAUUGAAUAGUUUCCACAAGCUCACACUACUGUGGUAUAUUUUCACGUAGCCUAUAAGUUCCUCACCGACUCCUACUAACGUCCAAACUUGAGUCCUGUCUUCCCAACGGGCUAGUUUGGGUCGUAGAUGAUUUUUUUCGAGCUGAAUGCUAUCCUGUUUGACCUUAUAAUCUGACAACUGUCAAAUAAAUCCGACUGUAACUGCUUAUAACACAGGGGUGUGAGCUGCUUGUUCCAAUUAAAAUCACUGUUGUCAGUUAGUAGAAGGCUCUAUGUUAGCCAUAUCCAUACGAGCCCGGCCAACUUAUCGAGAUAAUGGUAGAUGGGUUUUUGCAAACCAGAGUCAGUUAUUGACCCCGGAUGAUUGCGCAAUAAGUGCUGUGUCCCAAUAAUAACAUGUGACUAAUAUUUCAGUAGGGUCUAAGUAUUUCGGAAUGCCGCAUUCCAGUUUGUUCUAGAAAUUUUUCGCCGUUCGUGCCGUAUUCAUGAAAUUUGUUAUUAAGUUAACAUCUUCCAUUGCCUGCAGUUAUUUGUCGUCUGGAGUGCUAUUAACUCAUUGCUUCAUAUAAUUUUAAUUGAAUUGGUAGUGUUGACCUUUUUUUAAUGCUGGCAAGAAAACUGGUAGCAAAUGUUAGUGAAAUAGCUCAACAUCUUUUAAAUAGAAUAAGUAAAUAUAAGCAAAUGUAAUGUUCAUUGUGUAAAAAUUGUUUUGCGUUAACUUAGCCCCAUUAAAGUGUAUGUACUUGUAUGAAAACUUGGAGCUAUUGUUUUUUUUUAUCAAACCGACAACCACGAAAUUCUUGUCUGCUACCCAUUCAUGUCCACUCCGCCUAGUGAGGGAGCGUGUGUUGAAAUUUGUAGAAAUUCAGUAAUGCGAUAAGCUUCGAUUAUUCUAGACGAUAUUUUAUCUUUGUGUUGGCCUGUUUUUCUCAAACUAGUGUCCUGUACGUAAAGUGUUCUACGAGUGUCGUCCCAGCGGACUAAACAUCAUGCUUUACUGGACGUGGCUCUAAGUAGAAGCAGGCGGCAGUCCCGCUGUAGCUUUCAUUGACAUCAUAAAUGUAAAGGACUUCUCUAACUGGGAGGAUUCUUUCUAUUUUCAUUCUUCUGACCGAACUGCUUCUCCUAAUGAUCUUUUUACUGAUCCACCUAUUCCAAUUUGUCAUACUUCUCAGUACCAACCUCUGAUUUUGUUGCGUAUAUAUUUCGUUGAUGCUUUGUGACAAGAUUUGUGUUAAAAGAUGACAGAUUAUUUACUUGAUUAUUAAAAGUAAGGAACAAAAAUGAGAAAACAACACAACAUAAUUGUUAAGAUUGGUUGGUUUUUGUCUGUUAAUAACAAAAUAAUAUAAGGGGAUGAGGUUGUCGACCAUAAAGUCAUAAUCAAUAAAAAUAAAUGAGUAAUAACCAAAGUACAGAGUUAAUUGAAAUUUAAGUUGACAUCGUGAAAGAGUGGUGUUAGGAUUUACUAUUUUAAAAACAGUAACAGUUUUGGACUUCUGUGUUCAAACAGCUAAAAUGGAGGGCAUGAUAUUGAAUUGUACAAUUAAUAGCCAUCUGUUAGGAAAGAGCAUGUCCUCAUGGAUCUUGGGUUCAAGGCACAGGAUAUUUCUGGUAGACUUGACAAAAUGAUUCAAGUAGAACUAGAAAUGAGGUUCUCCACAGGUCAGUUGUUUUUAGCGUGUAACUGGAUGUUUAAAGCAGAUUAGUACCCUUCGGAGGUCACCAAAGUCGUUUACGACUUGCCGUAUAAUAAGUACGUAAGAAAGACCAAAAGAUGGGCAUCUACAAGGUUUUCUAAACAUGCUCCUCAAGAGCUGUAGUUGGAAGAAAUAAGAGUAUUCUCAAGUACAGUCAUCAAACGUCUAGUAGAUAAUAGGUAUCGCAAAGAUGGGAAAUAACUAACAAGCAGCGGAAACCAUUUGUUUUUCUGAGGCAAGUGACCUAUGUAUACAGUGAGAAAUCGUAGUCAACCCUUGUUUGCCAAUUACAUAAUCUCCGUUGUGUUUCAUAAUUUAAAAUAUAAAAAUCCUGUAGUUUAUAUCACCUAGGUGGCUUGACUAUCACUGAUUUGUCUACAAUCCCUGUUCGUUGACUGCUAUCAUUUAUAACUUCAUUCCCUUCCUUUCAUUACUUUGUUUUCAACAUAAAAAUAUCAAUCGGUCAUAAUUAUUAUGUUAAACGGGUCGUAUUCUCAUCUUGUUUCUUAUGUCAUUUAGAACUAAAUAUCAUUAAUUGUGGUGUUUUAAACUCUUUAUGAUGAUGUGAGUAAGGCCGUUUUCAGCUAAUGGGGGCCCCUAAAAUGUAUAGAACUCAUGUUAUUCUGUGAAACUUGUUCUCGCUUUAUUUAAGUUGCUAUUAUAUGUUAAGUCUAUUAUGACUUUAUGUCCGGCUUUUUAUCACGUGAUUUGUCCACCAAUCAAAAUCCGAAUUAUACAAUCUUAGCACUACCAAACCAAUGACGUUCGACCGGUAUGAGCAGCCUAGCGUCCUUAUUGGUCCUAUGUCCGCCUAGCCCGUCCACUUGAGUCCAGAACACCAACACCAGUUUCCACUAUGUGAAUCGAAUAAUUUAUUUCAGACACACUGGGUUUAUAUAUCAAUCAAACGGACCGCAACGCACCAUAAAAUAGGAAAUAACAUUUGUACACAAUAAAGCCAAAAGAUGGCUGUCAAUGUGGGAGGCAGUAGUCAAUAAACUGAACAUAGCUUAAGAACAGUAAAUCGUACAAUAAUAAAUUAUAGGUUAAAAUAAAGCUUAUAACAAGGGGAAUAUAGAUAUACAUAAUCUAGUUACCGAAUAUUUAUACCAUGAGAAUAUAUAAAUAAUAAUAGUCAAUUAAUAUGUCUCAGAAGUUACUCGUGAUUUAAUCCUCGCUCGGAUAUAACAAAGUCGAAUGUAUCCUAUGGUCGUGUGUCUUAGUACGAUGAUUCUCGUUUGAGUUUUCGGCUGGAGUAUGUGGUUAUGAACUAUUGUUUUAUGUACAGGAGUUAAUUGUCAGUGCAGUGCAUAGCGUCCGGUAUUUGUUUGUUAGUACAGACUGCCUAAAACUAGUUAAGAGUUUAUCUACUUGAUGUCCGUUAGUGCAACUUUGUUGCAAUAAUAGUUUUAUGUAGUAGGAUAAUCACUCACUGAGUAGUGGUGAGCUUGGAAGGAGUUUGAAGUAAAUACACCCCUACCAACGUCAUCGGCCGUAUGAUACCUUCUUUUCACUUCAUUUGGAAUUCCUUAGUCACAUGACAGCAACUACAUAAGUAAGUAGUUCCUGCUUUGACAAUAAAAAGUUACAAAUCAAUUUGAUGACAUCCGAGUUUGAUAUUAAUUUUAAAUUGACAUGUAAAGAAGAAUUGUAAUAUAUUUGUCCACAAUAAGCCCAACGUUGUGUGAUACAUAUGCAUGGAAAGCUUUUGUAUUUUAUGUCAAUCAAUAAUUUAUUUUGGCUUGGUCUGUUCAUGACUGACAGUCGAAGAAACUUAAAUUUCACUACAUCAUUAGGCAAAUAAUACUGACUAAGGAAUGUAACUACGAACUUUCCUGACAUCCAUGAAUAUAAGCAUACACGAGUGUGAUCUGUUAGAAAAAUUUUCUGAGUGUAUUUCGUCGUGUGAAAAUGUCUGGAGUAUGUCAUUUCCCCUCUAAAAGUUCGCAAUGUUUCAGAACUGGUUCGUAUUGAUGCCUAAUUUGACUACAGUGAGUGAGGUAAUCAGAUGUCGAUAAUUCGACCAACUCCGAUUAGUCGGCGGCUAAUAGGACCCCGACACGAAUACAAAAUGCCUGCAUAGUGUUGUAUCCGGAGAUUAUUUGUAGACUUAUUACAUAAAUGUUACUUUUAUCAUAAGCCUUCAUUCGACUUUUGGCUACUACUCUACGCUAUACUAUACUUAAUUUGUUCCCAAUCUAUUAGUAACAGCCUCCUACACUCACAGACACUUUUGUCUUGAUUUUGUGUGACUAAUUUCUUUAUUUUAUGGUAUGAUUCUGUCCGAUCUGCUGGUAUAUAAUCCACGUAUAUUUGAAAUAUAUUAUUGUUAUGUCCAGAUAAUCAUAAAGAAUGGUAACUUUUGGGAUCCAUUUAUGGACCAAUACUAUGCGUAAAUUUUUACUAUAUAAUUGUUGAAUAAAUAAAGCAUUCAUAUUCAUGUCCCUCUUAUUAUGAGCUUUAUUUUGACCUAUGAACUAUUAUUAUACGAUUUACCAUUCUUGAAUUAUGCUCUGUCACAUUUCGCCAAAUCUUGUUUCCUAGUUUAUGGUAUACGAUGUGAUCUGUCUGGUUGGUAUAUAAACAGAGUAUGUUUGAAAUAAACCAUUCAUAUUACAGAGGCUG